This is a messenger RNA of Ceutorhynchus assimilis (cabbage seed weevil), 12981 nucleotides long. Lineage: Eukaryota; Metazoa; Arthropoda; Insecta; Coleoptera; Curculionidae. The record is from the annotation of a GenBank genome assembly.
GGGACAUCCCAUCCCUUUCAUUCCAAUUUUCAGCCAGCUGUGUUAUGUGUGCACAGCACAAUACUGCACAAAGAGUCAAGAAAGCACAUUUUCUAUUCUGGCGUGCCGGCAUUGAAUUGAAUGCCGGGCAUUCACUAUUGAGUUCAGUGUAGCGAUUGUUGUAGUGGAAUAUUUGUUAUUUUCAUGAUUCAUGAGUUUAUUUUUCCUUUUUCUUAACCGUUUUCUUAUCGCCUUAUUUCUGCUGAUGCUGAUGUAAUGCAGCCAAUUUGUCGACUUGUGCAUAAAAACAAAUGAAAACAAUAGUCUGAGACACAGAUAAGUUGAAUGGCGCCAAUAAACAUUGUUACAUGUUUGGAAGUUUUCGGUUUUCUUCUUUGUAUUUUUUUUAUUUGACUUGCCACUUGCUAUACUCACUGCAAAAUGGGUGUGGACAAAAAGAAAAACUACAAGAACAAGGCUGAACCAACUGCUAUCCCCAAAAAUGCCAUUAAACAACAAAACAUUUCCAUUGGAGACCCUGUAAUAAUACCUGAACGGAUUUUUCGAAAGCUACUAAAUUACUUUGAUGGUGCAGAACCUGCACAUAGAAAUGUGGCUCUCACGGUUAAGGAGUACCCUGUGGAAAACAUUAAUGAUAGGAUUAGAAAAACUCGAUCUGACCCUACGCAUUUGGUAGUAUUUUGUUUAAGAAUUAUGGCAUCAGAUUUUUACAAUACUUUGGGAGUAGUACACAUGAACAAUCGUUUCGAGCACGCUAGCCAAUUAGCACUCUUAUGGGUAGCUUUUAUACAAGAUCUAAGUAAACUAGGUUUGAACGUUGUUGCUUCAGUAUCGCCUUGCACUCAAAUGUACCGAGACAUUUUAUGUCAACUCACAAGAGAUGAAAAUUUUGAAAAUUGUUGCCAACCAAUAACUUACAUGGUUUAUCCGUAUCUCAUAUUGCAUCUGUACGAUUAUAACAGUAUCAUGGAAGAAUUCCAGGAAACAUUUCACUUUCGAAAGGAUGUGUGUUUCAUUAGUCGUCAUUGGGCAGGUAAUGAUUCUGCUGAAAAAGUAUACGCAGCUAGUUGGAGGAAUAUGUAUGGAGUACUUGCCCCUAGCCUUGGUAAACCUUCUUACCACUAUGCAGAAAGAGCCAAAGGAGUAGAGAAGUUGAUUUUUUUGCCACCUUUCCGUAGGAACUAUAAGAAAGCUUCAGAAGCGAAUCCGAGUCGCAGCUUCACAAAAUUAUCAACAGAUUUUCUCUUGGAUUUACUUUGGGAGUUCUCCAGAAUUUGUGAAGAAGAGAGCAUGAAACUAGACGAACUUGAAAAAUUUUGUGUAGAAAACCAAGAGCUAAAAUGUAUGUUAGCUUCGGCACAUUUCAAAUGUAGCCGCUUCAACGAGGUCCAAAGGGAAAACGUUUGGUUCAGUACAUUCGAAAGCAAGGCUUUUUUCAAAAAAGGCUCGUAUCGUAUUGAAUUUAAUGGACCUGUUGGGGAUAAAGGAAAUGAAGCUUUUCAGAAAUAUGUUGACCGACUCGCGUAUAAUGAAGACCCUUUUUUUGAUGUAGAAAUCAUAACAUCAAUGAAUAAAGAAUCAACAAUUAUUACCAAAUUAUUGAAUUCAUUUGCAGAAAACAACACAAAUAAAAAGGGUGACAAGGCUAUUAAGGAAUCCUCAAAUCUAAUAUAUAAGAUUGACAGCACCAAUCCUGGUAUAGCUCUAAGCAGCAAUGAAGCAGUACCAAAGAAAUUGUCGAAAAAACGUUUUGUUGCAUCAAAAAAAAAAGAAAAUCCAAAUAAAAAUGUUACAGGAACUUCCUAUGAAACCUUUGAGGAGUCUGAUAUCAAAGUUAAAGUUCAUUAUUUGGAUCACAUCUUAAAACCCGCAAAGGGGCAUAUUAAAAAUUAUUUGGAUACAUUUGGACACUGCACAGAGAGCUACGAUAACUUGUACUCCUAUGAACAAGCAAAUACCCAAUCAGAAAAUAUGUCCAAAGAAUCCCAAAUUGACGAAAUCUCAAAGGAAACUGAAGGUGACACUGACACUGACCUAAAAAGAAAAUUAAAUGCUCCGUAUAAGAAACAUGGAAAAUUUUCCAAGGAUCCAACCGUUCAUAUAAAUGAUUCAGAAAUACUAUGCAAAACAAUAUCUAACAAACCAGUCAAGAAUCCGAACCAUCAAGUCCCUGUAGAAUCUUCGGGAAUUGAGGGUUCCAGUAAAGCAGCAUCAGAAAUAAACAUGGAUGAAAAUGCUACAAAACUAGGGCUUGGGGAAUCAAAAAAUGAGAAAAAAAGGGUUUCCAAGGAAAGAUAUUCUGAUAAAGAUAUUCCAGAAACUCCAAUCUCAGCUAUUUAUAAAUACGCCCUACGAAAAAGGCUAACAGUUGGGAAGACGUCAAAUAAUUGUCAAAAAACAGUAUCUGAGGCAUGGGCCAAGCAACAAAGCAAUGAACUCUAUGUAGAUUCUUCUAGAGAUGGUUUUAAAAAGUCUGAGGAUAAUAAUGUGGAUUCCAAUGAUACAGCCUCUGACUGUCUUUCUACUUCAGAAGUAAUAGUGGAUAAAAAUAAAAAUGCCAUAAAAGAGGCUACAAAAAUAAGAUCCAGAGAAUCCAAAAGCCAGAGAGGAUUUGAAGAACUAGCUAAAAAACAAAACCACAACGUUCCUGUAGAAUCUGCUAGGAAUGUUUCCAAAAUAUCGAAGGAUAAUAAUAUGAAUUUCAAACAAGGAGUUUCCUAUGAAGCAACUUUGGAAGUAACUGUGGAUAAAAAUGCCAUAAAAAAUGCUGCAGAAAUACCAAUCAGUGGCCGGAAAAUAGCAUCUGAAAAGCCAGUCAAGAACCAAAAUCAGGAACUCCCUGUAGAAGUUUCUGGUUCCAAAGUGUCAAAGGAUAGUAAUGUGGAUUUCUAUAAAACGCUCUCGGACUCUCUUGAAGGAAAGGAAGAUUAUAAAAUUCCUGGAUUUUUGAUUAAACCCAUGUCAAAAUUAAAAGUGAAGACGAAUGCCACGAAGUCAGAGAAAUCUGAAAAAGUAACUGAAAACAUAGGGCCUUCCAAAAUUAGUUCUGAAAUGCCCGAAAAAUCAAUGUCUCUUAAAAAUGAAAUCAAGCAAAUGGAUUCGAUUUUGCAAUCAUUGAAAAUUGACGAAGGACCGCCCAAAAAUGAAUUAUUCAGAUCGACCUUAGACGAUCAAAGGGAAAAUGAAGGCCAAUUUUUCGCAAACAGUGGCUAUUCCAAAACUACAUCUAUAGAUAAUGCAUUUAUGUCUUUGAAUCAACAAUUGUCAUCUUCAGACCAGGCGGUUGAACUAAUAAAAAGUAAACAAAAAGCUCUUCAGAAUAUUGGUUUAGACAGCUGUCUACCAACUGAUAAACUUUCAAAGCCAGCACAGAAAAAUGAAAAUGAUAAUAAAGAAUACUUGAAGCCAUCAUUUUCAGGUGGAAGAAAAAAAGUUUGGGUUGGAGAUGGUUCAUGUCAGGAGGAAAUUAGUCCAGUAAGUUUUAAUGCAAUGGAAACGAUUAAAAUAGAACCAAAGCCCGACUUUACCAAAGAACAAAAACUGCUAACAACAGAUCAACCUACAACUGUAGAAAGAAAAAAAGCCAAACAAAGUGAUAUUUGUGACAACAAAAGACAGACAGAAAAAGAAGAUUUAAUAUAUGAUUUAUAUACCAAAGAUUCUAUGGACAAUUUCUUCAAAUGUUUCAAACCCAAAAGAAACAGACAGUAUAACAAAGUUUCACUUUCUUUUUUGCAAGAUGUGCAUUUAUCGUCUCCUUUUAUUCUAGAAUCAGCUUCAGAAGAUGCAUAUUUGGAUCCAGUAGAAGAAGAGAACAUUUAUAGUGGAACAGUACUAGAAACGAAUAAUGAAGAAUCUCCCCAGCAACAUGCUGAAAAUGAUGAAGUUAAGGUAAUCGAUGUAGAAGAAUACCGCCAACUAUUGCUAUCAGACUGUGAUAAACAGAAACGUACAUGUGAUAUUAAUAAUGUUAAGGAUAAAGAAACGGUUAUUAAUUUUUUUAAUAUAAUACCUGAGGGUGCUGAAGUAUUACAAAUAACCACCGAUUGGCUGUGUACACUAAAAGGCUACUCGAAACUCAUAGAGAUACUUAAAGAAUGUAACGUACCUUUAAUUCGUACUACUGCUUUGUGUCUCGAUCAUAUGGAUUUGUUUGUGGAUUUAAUCAGGGAACAUAACUCCGAGAGGUUACUUGGCCAAAGGCACAAAUUUACUUUUAAAGAAUUGCAAUUUAUUCAGAUUGAUAGAGACAGUACGUUUGAGGUAAUAGAAAGGGAAGGUCGCGGUAGCGGUCGAUUCGAAAUAAAACAAGAUUAUACUCGAGAUUACACUCAAUAUUACCCAUACUAGUUAAAUAUAAUCUCAAGAAGGGAGGUUUGUUACGGCUAAGAUAAAAAUCGUCUGCAAAGGAAUACAGAAAAAAAUUUAACUAGGUAUUUUAUUAUUUUUAGUGGCAUGCAGACGUAUUAAUACGUAAUACGUCUGCAUGCCACUAAAAUUAACACUAUAAAUUAUAUUUGAUUAUUAUAAAGGUCAUGCCAUAUAAUAAUCAUAUUAUAACCUAAUGCUAGCGGACUAUAUGUAAGUAAUAGCUUUCUGUUGAAGAUAUGAUUGGUAUUUUUAUGGAAUUUGCUUGUUCAGGUAUUGCGGUUUCAUGCGGAGAAAAUAUCUGACAGACUAGUUUUUUUUUUUUUUGAAAGUUUCAUUUUAUUAUCUAUCAAUAAUAUGUGUUUUUUGUAAUAAGCUGUCUGUCCCAGUGGCGCAGCCAGGUGGGGGGCCCAGGCCCCCUUCCCCCAAGGCUUCACAGAAAAAUAAUGAAGUAGACAAAAGCUCAUAUCAUAAAAAGUUUACAGGAUAGUGGAUCUCCCAGACAAAAUGUCUGGCUGCGCGACUGGCCUGUCCCGUUCCUUCAAAUAAUCAAUAAGGAUUGGCAAGAUCAUCCAGGAUUUAUUAUUGUCACAGUAAUUCACAUGUAAUGUUUUACUAAUAGAACCAUUAGGAUUUCAACUUUGUCCCAAAGAUGAAGCAGUGUAAUUUUUUAAGUUCUGUAUUUUGAAUAAAUGUACAAAAAACAGAAACUCAAUAAUAAAAAAUAACUUAUGUUCUUAAGCCCCAUAGAAGAAUUAGCACAAAUCAUCAUUUAUUUUAUUUGUGAACAUUUCUCGAUUAUAUAUUUCACUUUUUCCUUGCUGGAAUUUAUCUAUAGAAAACUAUUACCUAAGCCUUUUUUGAUUUGAUUUUGCUAAAACCAUUUAAACAAUCAUUCUUCCUGAGUAAAGUCUUUUUGUAAUUUCUAAUUUUCUCUAGAUUCUUGUUAAUCCUUGUAGAUUUUUCAACUAAAUUCCGCACAAAAUUACCCGCUUCAGAUGCUCGUUUCCACUUUUUUUUGUCACAGGUCAGAGCCAUGAGAAACUGCAAGGAUGACAUCUGUUCGAUUGGGUCAUAAUAUUUUAUAUAGGGAACGCCUUGAAUUGACAAGGUUACGGAUUUUUGCUCCUUAUAAUUGAGUUUAUUUUAACUCUUUCAUUUGGGAAUUACAUUAUCAGACAUUUUUCAUUGAAAGCGAGAACAUCUUCGCUCCCGUCGAUAUCUCUUUCCACUGUUGUUAUAUCGAAUAGGAAUACAUAUGUUGUACAAAGCUGUGUUAUAUAAAAUCUUCAACAACUUGUACAACAUCAUGCUUCCUUCUUCUUCUUCUUCUUCUUUCUGUUUACCAAUGGCCCCUUGUUGUCAAACGACAGUCAGCCAGAAUCCUAUCACUUGUGUACUCUAGUGCAUCGGGGUGGGGUUCCCCACUUGCCCUAUUGGCAAGUGGGGAACCCCACCUAACUAUUUUUAGGUUAAAAUUGGGGAUGAGUAGGUCAUUUUUUGCUGUGGCGUCUACAGCUGGGAAUUUGAAAACGCCAAAAAAAUAUGAGUAUAUCGGAUAUGUGCCUGAUAAAAUGACCAUAUAACAACCAUUCACAUUUCAUAAGCAUUGGCACCUAAUAGCAUUUUAAAUCAUGCAGCACACCAAAUAGCACCACUCUACAAUACAACUGUAACCAUGAACUACUGCUUAUUUUCAGAUUCUUACAUCAAACUUCUUGAUAGAAUUCAUAACCAUCUCUGCUUCCCUGGUUGGAUUCGCAAGAAUUUCUUCCAUCUGUAUCAGUCCUCCUACCAUCUUGUUCAGUCUUGAAUACAACCAAUCUGUAGGACCUCUGUUCAGCUCACAGUUUGAUAUCGGCCACUUCACCACAUUCACAAUACUUGCUGUCCUGCAUGCUAAGUUUGUAUUUGUGUUUAGGUAUGAGGCAAUGUGUAGUUCUGAUUCUGCAAAAGGAGCUAGUUUUUUGUCUGUCAGCCCUUUUAAUUUUUGCAAACCACGGUGUUCUUUGGGAUUUCUUCGUUAAUUUGUAGUAUUGGCUUGAAUGAUUUCUACCUUUAUUGGUAAAUUCCACAGCCCAUUGCCUCCAUGUCACUUCCCUAGCUACUCUGCAUAAAGCAUCAUAGUGUAUUGUUCUGUUGGUAGCAUUAUUUGCCUCUCGGCCUCUUCCUGCAAGUCUAUCUGCCUUUUCAUUUCCUGUUAUGCCUGUAUGACUAGGCAGCCACAGUAUUUUGAUUUCCUUUCCUCCAUCCUGCAUAUCUAAUAUUUUCUUCCUCGUUCUAAACGUGAUUCUUUCGGUCCCUAUAUUGAUGCCAUCUCUGAUAAUUUUCAAAAUAGCACUUUUAGAAUCCGAUAUUGACAGCUUUUCCUAUGUCAAUCUCUAACGUAUUGAGGGCAAUAUAGCUAGCACCUCCGCUGAAUAAAUGUUGGUUAGAUCCUGGCAUUUCCCUACUAUUGAGAUUUUCAUUGUGUUGUUGUAUAUUCCAGGUCCGCAAUGUGUUGAUAUUGGCUCCAAAGAUGCAUCUGUAUAUAUUUUUUCAUGGUCCGAGUAUUCUUCCAACAACUCCUGUAAUAAGAGUUGGCCAUCUGGAAUGAACUUUUGUAUAUUCGAAUCCGCCCAGUCUAUUUUCCGCAGUUGAGUAGCCAUAUCCUCUUCGAAACAUGGCAGAUUGUCCAUUCUUUCCAAUAUUCCCAUGUGGGCAACCCCCUCCAUAGCCGCCGGAGCGCACUUGGUCCGCCAAUAAGGAGGAUCCUGAUUGUAACAUGCAUAGAAGUUGAGUAUCACUGUAUCACCCUAUUGACCUCGUCUCCUCUAAUGGCUACUUUUCUGAGCAAUCAACUUUGUACUACUACUAAGUAGGUUUUUUCGCUGUAUCAAUGGCAUUUCUGCCGCUUCAGAUAACAACGCCAUUAUGGGAGUGCUCUUUAUGCAGCCAGUCACCACUCUUAAGGCCUGGUACUAAAUGCGUUCCAUUUUGCUAGAAUUCAUCUUGCUCAUAUGGUACAUCGCUUGAUAGCCAUAAUCAAAAUGGGUUCUAACCAGCCCUUUAUAAAUGUUCAACAAUAUAUUUGGGUCAGCGCCCCACCAGGUUCUUGUAAUUGCUCUCAUUAUGUUUAUUCCUUUCUGCGCCUUGUUAAUCACAUAUUCAAUGUGUUCGUUCCACUUCAACUUCCUGUCCAAUAUGACACCCAAGUACUUAUAAUUUUCAACCCACUCAAUUUCUCUAUUUAACACCCUUAUAUUUAUUAUUGGAUUAUUUCUGCUACCCUUGGAAAACAACAUAGCUUCAAUUUUUUCUGUUGAAAUGUACAUAUUAUGACCCCUUAGCCAUCCUGUCAAUCUGUUCAAAGCAACCUACAUUUUUCUUAUACCUUCUUCCGCCUUUUUAUCAGCUGCAAACAAUACAAUUUCAUCGGAAUAGUGCAAUGCACAAGCCUCGCCAGCCACGCUUUCCUUAAUUUUAUUGGUGUACAUAUUGAAUAACAGAGGACUCGGAGGCGAUCCCUGCGGCAACCCCAUCCCAUGUGUGCUUUUUCUUAGGUUUCCAUAGAACGGUUCUCAUAUGGUUAUAUUUCUAUCUGAAUACAAGUUAUAUAUAUACUCAAUAAUACAUUCAUUAACCCCGGCUUCUUUCAACGUCUCUAUAAUAAUUUCCAAUAAUACAUUAUCAUAAGCAGCCCGAAUGUCUAUGAAGGCAUAAACUAUCACUUCAUUAUUGGUAAAUGCUGUGUAAAUUGAAUUAGCCAAAAUGUCCAGGUUGUCUAUGGUCGAUGUAAAAGCUAUUGGUCUGUAUGCUUAAAAGUAGGGGUCUUUCUUGGGUUUUUUAAGCGGGAUGACAAUUUGGUUUCUCCACGCCUGCGGAAUACCUGUCUCCUGUCUAAGGAUUCCAUUGAAAAGUUGCAACAAGGUAGUUUUCAUAAAAGUCGGUAGUCUUGACACCAUAGGAUAAGUAACAUCGUCUUCUCCUGACGCUGUAUCCUUUUUUCCUUGAAGGACAAUAUCAAGCUCCUCUAUAGCUAAUUCAAUGCAUCUUUAAUCCGAUUAUUCACCAAUACCUCUGGAUUGCCGCUGACAAAGGGAGGGGCUAGCGUAUUCAGUAGGUCUGUCACCCAAUCUGUGUAUUUGACUUCAUUCACUAUAUUGUUUGAAAAUUUCUUCUACCCUCUGGUUCUGUAAACUUUCUAAAGCCAUCUUUUUUUUUUGCUCUAGGGUUCGUCUUAUUCUGGCAGCAAUUUUCUUGUAUUUGAGAAAAUUUUCUAAGGCCAUGCAUCUCAAAUACACACUAAUCGCCUCUUGCCUUUCAAUUCUUAUUCUGUUACAAUCUUCAUCCCACCAAAUUGGCUUCGGGGGUAUAUUUGUUUUUUCUUGAACCUGAGACUCUUGGGAUAGCUUCUUCCGCUGCCUGAUGGAUUUUAUCGGUAAAUGCCUGAUAGGUAUCAAUAUCCUCCCUAUCAUUCUCAAAGAAUCUGUCAUUUUUAUCCCAGUCUGCUUUUUCCGUUUUCCAUUUCCUGAAUGGCUUCCUUUCCUUUUUUUGACCUAUCAGUUGUUUUCUAAUGCAGCAUACAGUCGGGAGAUGGUCACUGAAACAACUCUGGUCGGAAACAUACCAGUUACAGCCUGUUCCCAGGUCCUGCGAUACGAUUGUUAUGUCCAGACAACUUUUAUUUUGGUUCGGUGGGGCUAUUCUCGUGCUAUUACCCUCAUUUAUAAUUAUUAAAUUGUUGUCACUAAUAUAUUCCACAGGCUAUAUUGAGCAUUAAGAUCCCCCAUGAUAAUGAAUGGAGCUUGUAUUCCUCCAAAGGCAUUGUGGAUGUUGUUUGGGGAAAGUAUAACAUCUGGCGGCGAGUAGGCCGUGACAAUAGUAACUUCUUUAAUUUUGAUCCCCACGGGCCACGACUAGGCAUCUUUGGAUGAAGUUAUAUUAUUCAUGUUACAUUUAGUGUGGGGUAUGCCUUCUUUGAUCAAGAUAGCAAUACCUCCUUUUCCAUCAUCUGUAUCCAAUCUGUGUGUUACAUAGUAUUUGACCUUCAAAACAUUGUCUGCCUUGAGCCAUGUCUUAUUAAUCAAUAAAACAUCCGGGUUUUCGUUAUUCAUUAAGAUAGUCAAAUCGCUGAAGUUUCUUAAAACACCCCUAAUGUUCCAUUGGAUUAUUUUCAUGUUGGGUUUGUUCAUAAUAAAAUUCAUCUACAUUAGCUUGUGCAUCUUCCAAAAGGUUUUGAGUGUCUAAAUCGUGAUCAGAUCCCCCAGAUUCUUGGGUUACAUUCUGGAUUUCUUCCAUAAUUACAUCUUUCACCUCCUGGGUCAAAGUUGUCUUGCCAAGAAGUUGUUUUACAACCUCUAAUAUUGGUGUCGGCUGGAGCGAGUAGGUACUACCAACUGGCGAGCCUUUCCUUGUACUCCUUUGAGUAGGCGUUCUAGCAGAAGCAGGAAUCAGACAUUUUUUGUGCAUUUCUCUUUCGUACCCUGACAAACAGGGAUUUUUUUGUUUUCAGGUUACAUGCAGCUGAAGCAUAUGAUUUUUUGAGGUUUUCUUGGAGUCGUAGAGGUUGAUAUGUAUGAAUGUCUCUGAUUCACUUCAAUUGGUUUCCUUGCUUCAAAAUAGGAGAUGUUUGCUGUUAUCAUUAUAGUUUUGAUUGCUUUUUGUCUCAGGUACUCCUUGCAUUGUGUAUCAGUGGUUUUAUGUUCCAUGUUGCAGUAUAAGCAAUUAGGUGUGCUUUGUUCACAAUCCGUUUCUUCGGCACAUAUCGGUCAUCAUUGUUUGCCUCGGCACUGUUUGGCUGUAUGGCCAUAUCUUAAACAUUUGAAACACAUCAAUACUGGACUUAUAUAGACUGAGAUCAUUACAUCACAGAAAUCUAGAUUUACUGACCUUGGAAUCACUUUGCUUUGGAAUGUAAACACCACUGAUUGAGUGUUUACAUAGAUAAUAUCACCAUUAUCAGUUAUUCUCUUCUCUAGCCUCCUGGCCUCAACAGCAUUUGCAAGCUGGAAUAUAUGCAUUGAGAUUUUCCUCUAAUAACAUUUUAUUAGUUAAACAUUCGUUUGAACUAAGAUAGUCAGUAAAUUCUAUUCCAACUCUGUUUUUACCUUUUUUGGAAGUUUACUCCACUCUUAUUUUUCUAUUUCUUAAAACUCUACCAAUACUCAUGGGAUGCAUAUUACCAAUAUUAUCCUCAUUUUUGCUUUCAACAAUAACCAUGUAAGGUUUAGAAUCUCUGAUAGUGUAUGAAAAAUUACUUGUCUUUUUUUUUGUCCAUAUUUCCACUAGGUGGGGGCCCCCAAAGGCCCCCUGAUUCUACAAUCAUGUGGUUGUGAUACUAUUUUAGGUUAGAAAAAGGCCAGGCAAGAAAAAGCUAUACCUACUAAGGCAAGCAGGGGUUUGAAUUUUAUUCUGAGGACUUACCCCCAGAUGCACUCAAUUAUUUUCUCUUCCACAAUUAAGUAUUUUCACUACCUAAGCACUUUUAUUUCGCAAAAAUAAAUCGAAAAUUAGAAUACCGAGUUGUCACUCUCUGGCGCCAGUCGUCGAUCCCCACAUCAUGCUAUAUAGUCUUUCUAUUUCUUCUAAAUUCAUUAUUAAUUUGAAAACAAGUUGAAAGCAUUAUCCAAUUCAAUAACGUAUAAGUGUCUCAUAGACAUUACUUGAUUUAAUUUUUUUUCUGGAUUCCUUUGCUCAUUUUAUCUUACUUUGGUCAGUGUGUGGUUCUUAACUUUGGCAAACUAAUUAAAGUUCAAAGUACAAACGCAGUACAAUACUAAUUCAAAUACACUAAUACCCAUGAUUGAAGCUAAGCAUUUAAUAAAGAAAAACGCAGACUGAAAAAUGGGUAGCUACUUACUCUCAACAUUCAACAUGGUAAUUUUUUAAAGUUACUUAGAAUUCAAUUCUUUUAUGUUUUUAUUUCUUUCUAGUUUUAUUUUAGCCCUUUUCACUUUUGCAUAAUGUAACAAAAAAUUACUUUUUUGCAAGUAUCUCUAUUUUGACUCUAUUUAGCUAAAAAAAUAUGUAAGUAAUAAGUCCACUAGAAGAGAGUUAUUAUAUACAUAAUUAUUACAUUUAAUCUUUUCUCUGGGUGCAUGAAACACUUCACUUACGCAAUUGGUUGAUUUUUGUAACGUGAAAUUAUGCAAUGUUUGAUUUGUUUUGCCCUAAACAUUUAACAAUAUGCACAAAAUUUGAUAUAUUGUGCUUCAUAUUAUCAUAUGUAUCGUGAUCGUUCUUAUAAUUUUCACAACGUUUCACAUGCGAUUAAGCAGUGAGCAGUUUAGAGUCUCAAAGGUACUCUCAAAUCUUUCAGCGAAAAGAAACUAUUAUUUGCAGUACUUUCAGCAAUUUAAGAUAAUUUUGUCAUUAUUGUCUCCAGCUUGAUCCUUAUUCUGCUCUUCCAACAGUUCUACUUUUAACAAUAUUGUGAUGUUCUAGGUUGAAAGCUCAGACGUGGAAAGCCUUUUUUCCCAUGUAGUGUAUAUCAUAUCCCCAGAGUAAAAUUUUAUUGAAAUAGGUAUCCGACUAUGUCUGCUUGUAUCUUCAAAACUUUGAAUCUUAUAGGAAUAAUGUAGGCUUUACAUUUUAAUAAUUACAAUUUUUAAUAUAUUUAUAUUUGCAAUAUUAAUUUUUCCAAUACAUAAUUUGUCAAAAUAUUGAUAUAUAAGUAAUAAUUAUUAGUAUGCCAAAUACAUAACUAUUGUCAUCGAUUGAAAAACCGUAGACUCUCAAAAAUAGCUCCUGUUAAGUUAUGUUAUAAGUCAAUAGGUAACAAUCUCGUGAAGUUUAAAAAUAUCAUGAUUAACUUAAGUACAAAUUUAUUGCCAUAAAAUGGACGUGCUGGUCAACUUCCAGCCACUUUAGACUGUAAGCGACCAUAAACAUAAAACAAUAAUCUAUGGUUACCCAUAGAAGUGUUUAUUGACUGUCGUAAUCAUUUUGUUAAGUAUUAUUCUUGUAUUAAUAAAAUCCAUUGGUUUUAUUUUAUAUUCUGUGCCUGUUGCAUAUUAUUAUCAAGAAGUUGUUUCUUUUUAUUGUUAAACUAGAAAUUUGGUUUUUGGUUUCAACAAAAAUUUGCAAACUAUUUUUAUAUGUAGGCUAAAUCUGUCAAAAACCCAAUUUCUACUAAGAACACAUUAUAAAAUGGGUUGUAUUCAAUUAGAAUUUAUUUUCAUUUUUUUGUCCGCAACAUGAAAGAUAAAGGACCGAAAGAAUGAGACCGACACAGGGCAGUUACGUAAGACUACGUAGUAUUUCUCGAUUGUUUCAGUAAGUUUGCAAAGUUCUUAAAUUCUGUCGCUACAAGUUGUUGUUGCAUUUCCUCCUUCAGGCGACGUCCUUUAUCUUCCGUGUGGCAGACUUCAUCUAUGUUCAUUCACAAAUCAUCACUGUUUUUAUUGGUGUCGGGAUCAUCAUGUUUUUUAUUUUGGUUGAAAAUUGCUGUUGUGAUCACAUUGAUUUGUUGUUUUUUUUUCUUUUAAUUAGGAUAUUUUUAUAAAAAUAUUUCUUGAGUUCCUCAGAUUACCGUGUGGCGUUGCACAUGGCAUCACAAUUACAAACAAAAUAUUUUUGAUUCUUAAACGUUUUGUACUAUUAAAAUAUUUAAUAAACUGUUAUUUUUCGUAA